AUGGGGUUUUGCAUAAUUCUAGCGUUAGUUUCAAUAUUAAUUGAUUAUGCUUUCGCGGAACCCGCUAUCGACUUCACCCAAUUUUUCGGCUACAAUUACGGCAAUCCACAGCUGCAAUCAAGCUACGACUACAUAAUUGUUGGAGCCGGCCCUGCCGGUUCAGUACUAGCAAAUCGCUUAUCUGAACACCCCGAGGUCACCGUGCUUCUACUGGAGGCUGGUAAAAGUGAGCUACCCUUGAUCACCAAUCUGCCAAUUGUGGCAGUCCCCCUGCAGGCCACGGAGUACAAUUUCGGGUACGAGAGUGAAGUGCAAAAGUACGGCUGUCAUGGUUUGCGCGACAGGAAGUGCAACUGGCCGCACGGGAAGGGCGUCGGGGGUUCUACAAUCAUCAACUCGAUGAUCUACACGCGGGGAGGUCACCGAGACUACGACGACUGGGCCAGGGCUGGUAAUCCAGGCUGGAGCUGGGCCGAGAUGCUGCCGUAUCACAUCAAGGCAGAACGGGCGAAUUUACGGGACUUUGGCGGCAACGGAUUUCAUGGAGUCAAUGGUUCGUUGUCGGUUGAAGACUGUUCGUUUAGAUCAAAUAUUGCUCCGGUUUUCGUUCGCGCUGCUCAACAGGCUGGUUAUCGGUAUCUGGAUUACAACGCCGGUGAACUCAUCGGCGUUUCGUACCUGCAGUCUAACACAGAUCGAGGUGCUCGGGUCACCAGCGGUACGGCAUACCUCGUUCCGGUUGUAUCUCGCAAGAAUCUCCACGUACUGACCAAGUCUUGGGUUACAAAAGUAUUGAUUAAUCAUGAUUCUAAACAAGCCAAAGGAGUGAAGUUCACGAGAAACAGGAAGGUAUUCUCGGUGAAGGCCAAUCGAGAGGUCAUUCUAUCAGCCGGUGCUUUCGAAAGUGCAAAACUUCUCAUGCUUUCCGGUGUGGGACCUGCUAACCACUUGACUAGCUUGGAAAUACCGGUCAUCAUGGAUCUCCCAGUGGGUGAGCUACUGUACGAACACCCAGCUGUGUUUGGUCCCGUAUAUCUUCUCCAAAAACCUACGGACAGCUAUGUUCAACUGGACGAUAACCUCAAACUGAGAAACUAUCUUGAGUACUUAAGAGGCCAAGGAGUUUUCACAACCAACACCGUCGAAAGUCUUUUGUACGUCAAAACUCCCGUAGCGGAAAGUUCCGAUCCAGGAGUUCCGGAUAUCGAAAUCAUGCAAACUUUUACCUCCAUGGAUUACGACUCCAGCCCUGCAUCAAAAUUAGCUUUCAGACUCACAAACGAAACUUACGACGGCUACUUCCGUCCGAUUCGCAACAUACGAUCGUUCCAGUAUGUGCCAAUAUUGCUCAAAUCUAGAACUAAGGGAAAGCUGCGUUUGAAGUCACGCAAUCCCUUCCAUCACCCCCGGUUUGAGUAUCAAUACUUUGAGGACGAUCGCGACCUGGAUGCGUUGGCGUAUGGAAUUGAGGAAGCGAUUCGAGUGACCUCGCAGCCAGCAUUUCGUGAACUUGGCGUUGAGUUGUACUCCCAAAAUGUACCAGGCUGCGAGGAGUUCGAAUUCAACACCCACGAGUAUUGGCGAUGCCACGUGCGCGUUCUGACCGCAACUGUUCAUCAUCAGGUCGCCACCUGCAAAAUGGGUCCUCCAACGGAUCCGGAAGCUGUUGUGGAUGCCCGGCUGCGAGUGUACGGUGUGGGGCGACUUCGUGUGGUAGACAUUGGGAUCGUGCCGGAACCUCCGGCGGCCCAUACGGCCGCGGUUGCUUACGGCAUAGGAGAAAGAGCCGCAGACAUGAUCAAGGAAGAUUACCGAACGGGGAUCACUGGUAUACAAAUUGAUAAAAUUGUCUGACAAGUUAUUUCAUAUUAUAGGCUAAUUGACUCAUUACACCGAUCAGCACAAUUUCUGCGCAGACUCAACUCUAGGGGAAGCAUGA
Culex pipiens pallens (northern house mosquito) is the source of this 1939-nucleotide messenger RNA. RefSeq names its product glucose dehydrogenase [FAD, quinone]-like. Lineage: Eukaryota; Metazoa; Arthropoda; Insecta; Diptera; Culicidae. Bases 1 to 1854 code for a protein of 617 amino acids. The record is from RefSeq and is a predicted model, not a curated record. The transcript has 4 exons. Gene Ontology annotation, molecular function: oxidoreductase activity, acting on CH-OH group of donors; flavin adenine dinucleotide binding.